CGAGCUUUUGCCGGUCAAGCACCAUUUUUCCGCCUCCUACUGGGUCAACGGCAAGGUGCCAUACACCCCUGAACCUCAUCAACGGCAGUGUAGAAAACUCGUGAGUUUGGUCGACUCUUCCUUCCCUCCCCUCUCGCUCGGGGAGCGGCCCUUUCUUCCCCUUGCUUGUUUCCUCUCUGAUCUGAGGAUCUGAGGUGCACCCAGCCGAGCGAUGGAGCCGACUCCGUUUUCAUAUUUCCUGGGUGUAUUUCUGCUGGUGUCCUGCUGCCUCCUGGGGUAUAAGUUCAACGAGAGUGGAGGCUACCUGCUGGAUGUGGGACUGCGCCUAACGCCCCUGACGGUCCUGCACAGUGUGCUGUCGGCCCUAUCGCUGGCAUGCACGGUGAUGCUCUCGCCAUUCUGCUACCAGGUCAGUCAUAACGACACUGACACACACGCAGCAAGGAAGGAAGCAGGAUGCAACACACACACACACACACACGAGUGUCUGCUUGUCUUGUGCGCGGUUCUUUCUGCUCAGGUGGUAGUGGGUGUGUUUUGGCCGUGUGGCAUCAUCGAUAUGUCGUCGCUGACGGCCCUUCUCCGGCGCAUCACGGGCAUCGCCUCUCGGCAGCAGCGUGCCAGCAACCGCACCACCCCCCUCCUCCCCUCUCUCGACCUGCAGCAGGACAUCAUCGUCACCAACACUCCCCCGCCCGCAUCCAAAGUCGCAUUCCGCGUGUGCACCCGCGGCGACAACCCCCGGCUCGUCCGGCACAUCUGUGCGCGCAACAUCGCGUUGCUGCAGUCAUGUGGCUCGGCGAUGGAGCUCGAUUGGUGCAUCGAGAUCGUCACUGACCGGCCGCUGGAUCUCGCUGAGGGCCUCUGUGCGUCGGCGGGGCUGCCCCUGACCCAGGUGGUGGAGAUCAUCGUGCCGUCCGACUACCAACCGCCCAACGGCAGCGCAUUCAAGGCGAGAGCGCUGCACUACGCCAACGCCACCAAUGCCAACUCAGCCACGGCGCCAUACGAGCGGCCGAGCGUGCCGUCUUCGGCGAGGUCACACGAGAGUAGCGGCAGCAUCAGCAAUGGGUCGAAAUGGUACCCCGGUCGUUCCCUCGUGCAGCAGCCGCGGUCGUCCCCCCUGCCAACCGAUGACCUCAACGGCAUGAUGGAGAUGCAGCUGCACAUGAACGGCGCCCUCUCCUACAGGAGUGACCCCCAAUCGAAUUCGAUGAAUCCCCUCUCCCACACCAACGGCACCACGAGCAGCGUGCAUUCGGGUGCGGGGAAACACGUGAGCACCAUCGGCCCGUACGACUACAUAGUGCAUUUGGACGAGGAGACUAUAUUAAAGCCGUCGUGUGUGGCCGGGGUGGUGGAGCUGGUGAAGCGCAACGCGGCCAGGAGUGACGCCAGGGUGGGGCAGGGCAUCAUCCUCUACGGACACGAAGAAAUCGGUGAGUGAGAGAUGUCGGACGGAGGGAGGGAGAGGCGAUGCAUUGUAUAUGGGUUGUGUUGUGUUGUGUUGUGUUGUCUGUGUGUGUGGUUUGAUGAUAUGUGUAGUGAAUCCGUUGACAACGAUGGCGGACAGCAUCCGUGUCAGUGAUGACUACUGCAGAUUCCGGAUGUACCACACUAUCGGAUACCCAAUACAGGGCAUGAAGGGUACGCAACGCAAACCACACACCCAUUGCGUAUGUGAUGUGAGCUCAUCCUUGUCUGUGACUCUCUCUCUCUCUCUCUCUGUGGUGUGGUGUGGUGCAGGGUCGUAUGUUGUGUGUCGCAGUGACGUCGAGUGCGACGUGUCUUUUGACGUGGGUGCGCCCCACUCCAUCACUGAGGACGCCGCAUUCGCUCUCAAGGCCAUGCAGAAGGGAGUCAAAUUCGACUUCUGCAGGGUGCGUGGCGUGGCGUGCAGGGGGGCAGGGCAACACACACACCACACUGAGAGACGUCUCACCUCAUGGGGGCAGUGUUGAAUUGUGUGUGCGUGUGUAUGUGUGUGUGUGCUGCGGUGUGCAGGGUGUGAUGCUUGAGAAGAGUCCCUUCACGUUUGUGGAUUUCAUCAAGCAGCGGCGGAGGUGGAUGCAGGGCCUCUGGCUCAACACACUGCAAAACGACAUCAGAUGGAACGCCAAAAUCGGUAGGUUAGGGACCCACACACACCUGCCAGCCAUGCCCACCCACACCACACCACCCCCAUGUGUAUCUGUGUGUCUGUGUGUGUGUGUGUGUGUGUCGAUUCUGUCGAUCAGUGCUGUUUGUGAUGAUGCUGACGUGGACGGCCUUGCCGUUCAUCGUGCUCUUCAACUACCUGCUGCUUUUCAUCCCCGCCCCCCCACACACGCCCUACGAGAUCUUCAACAGGACCACCUGCCAGGCCGUCACGCUGUUCGUCUACCUCUUCGGGGCCAUCCACAACUUCAACAUACCCAAGUGGGGCCUCCUCUAUGUCGCCAGAUACAUCGUCUUCGUCAGCGGCACCGUGUUGCUGAUCCCCGUCUGGAAUCUGCUAGAAGCCUGUGGUGAGCAAGUGGUCGAUGGAAGACCCAUGAAUGCGAGAAGGAGACAUCGCUGGAUGGAUGGAUGGAUGUCAUGUGUUUCAGGUGUGAUUUAUGUGUUGUUGACGUUCCGUGCCCGUCGUGACUUCUAUGUGGUCAAGAAGGAGCACCCCGCCCUGCAGCGGACCUCGGCCAACGACAUUCCGUCACACACGUCGUCGGCCGAGGAACCUGAACCAGAACACUUCGACAGACACCCUGGUACGUGACGUGAGCCACAAACCGUGGUGCUCUGUAGCAUGUGGCAUGUGUGCGUGUGCAUGUGUGUGUGUGUGUGUGUGGAUCAGAUGGCGGGACACGGUCGCCCGAGUCCUCGACCAACAGCGGCAGCAGCAGUGCGCCAGCCAGCAUGGCUGCAGUGCUGCAUGGGGGAUGACAGAGCGGCACCGACACACAGGGAGGGAGGGAGGGAGGGAUUGGGCAGGUAGGGAGGGAGAGAGGAUCGUUGGCAGUGGAGAGAGAGUAAGGAGGGGCCGGCUGGCCUGCUGGCUGUUUUGGUUGGUUUGUAUCUGUGGCGAACGGCUUGUGGGUUUUGCUCUUUCAGCCUUUCUUUGUGUGUAUUCACUUUGUUUCUUGCCUCUUCGACUGACCGAACGAAAGACACCACCUUACCUUACGCGUGUGUGUGUGCGUAUCUGUGUGUGGCUGUGGCUGUGGCUGGCUUCUUUUGUGAUUGUACACUACCAGCCAGCCAGCCAGCACUGACAGCCAGAUGGACAGACAGACAGACAGAUAGACAGACAGACAGACAAGGAAGACACACACGGCACAGGAAACAUACUUUGCAGUUUUGAUGGAUGGAUGGAUGGAUAGAUAGUUGGAUCGGCUGUUGGUCUGUCUGGUUAACCACCCCGCCUCCUUUGCUCGAUCCAUCUGACGACCUUUGACGCGACAUAUCGACCCUCUCUGUCUCUUUUUCUCGUCUCUGACUAACCCCUCUCUGUGGGGUGGGUGGGUGAGCGGGGCCUCCGGGUGGGGUGGUGGUGGGGAGAGACUUUCUACCGUUCGUCCAGUUGUCAGGACUCUCUCUCUCUCUCUCUGCAGCUGUCGGUCGGUCGGUCGGUCAGCUUUCAAUAACAAUGCCACAGCUCACGUCACGAGGGGAACUCCUUAGUAUCACAUCGCACCGCACCGCAUCGCUGGGUCCAUCUUUUCUCGUCUUCCGGUUGGUUCUUCCAGUCAUAGUGGGUGUAUCUGUGUAUUUGCGUGUGCGCGCGUGUGCUUUUGUACUGCCGCUUUUGUGUCGCCAACCAUUGCUUGCUGAGUUUCUUGCACGGGAGUAGCUAUAGCACACGAUCAUGUACCUACCUGCCUGCCUGCCUGCCUGGAUGGAUGGAUUUAUGGAUGGACGGAUGGACGUGUGUGCAGAGGGCAAGAUGUAGCGUAUUGUUAUUAUUACCAUGAUGAGAAUUUUCCCUCAGUUUUGCCACUGACUGACUGACUGAGCGACUGACUGACUGACAUGCAGACACACACACAUACAACUACGCGAGAGAGAGAGAGAGAGGACACACGACAGCCACUCGACUGGCCUGCUCACCUGCAUGCGUGCUAAUGCAUGAAUGGCUGCAUGUGGCUGUCUCUGCCUGUCUCUGCCUGUGUCAUGAGUGUGUGUGUGUGUGUAUGUACGUCCGACACGUUAGAGGUCGCCCGUCCACACACAUAGGUUGUUGGACGUGGCCUGCCUGCCUGCCUGCCACGCGAUGUGACGUACCCAUAGAUAUGAAUGUCAUCGGACUGUGUGACUGUUUGUAUGACUGCCUGACCGACUGAGGUCCCCUCGCUGAUAUAUCAACCAGUCCAACGUCC
Molecule: messenger RNA, 4352 nt
Organism: Vitrella brassicaformis
Lineage: Eukaryota; Vitrellaceae
Source: the annotation of a GenBank genome assembly